CUCUCCUCCCACUUUCCAUCCCUUUAUCAUCCCAUCCUCUCUGGACUCUGGCUCUUCUGAACACUCUCUGAUCUUAUAGUGGACCGGCACACAUCCAAUAUCAAAGCAGAAUGCCACUUGGAGGAGGAAACAAAUGCGGAUGCUGUAAGAAGACGGUGUAUUUUGCAGAAGAGGUCCAGUGUGAGGGACAAAGCUUCCACAAGUUUUGUUUUCUGUGCAUGGUGUGCAAAAAGAAUUUGGACAGCACAACCGUAGCCGUACAUCAGGAUGAGAUCUACUGCAAGUCCUGCUAUGGAAAGAAAUAUGGGCCGAAAGGAUAUGGAUUCGGUGGAGGAGCAGGAACCCUGAGCAUGGACACGGGCGAGGCCCUGGGCAUCAAACCAGCCGGACAAACACCCCAUCAUCCGACCAACAACCCCAAUCCAUCAAAGCUUGCUCAGAAGCUCGGGGGCACGGAUGUUUGUCCUCGCUGCGGGAAAGCCGUAUACGCCGCAGAGAAGGUGGUUGGAGGAGGAAACUCAUGGCAUAAGAGUUGCUUCAGAUGUGCAAAGUGUGGAAAGAGUCUGGAGUCGACCACGCUAGCAGAUAAAGAUGGAGAGAUCUACUGUAAAGCGUGCUAUGCCAAGAACUUUGGACCAAAAGGCUUCGGGUUUGGACAGGGAGCCGGUGCUCUCGCACAUGCCCAGUAAAGCUACAGUAAAACUACAGUAAAAACGACAGCUAAGAGCAUGAGGAAAACCUGCAAACCUCCCAAUGUUUGAGUGCAUUAUUUGCAUUUAUUGUUUUAGCUUAAUAAUAUAUACUAAGACCAAUUAUUCAUAUCAACAUAUAUUCAUGCAUAAUAAUAAACUGGGCUAUUUUUCACUUUACUUUGUAUCCAUUAGUUUAAAACUUGGACUGAUAAAAUCUAUUGUUUGUCUAGACUUAAAGGUAUAAUAUCAAAAGAUGAAUCGCCAUUACUCGCAUACAAAAUAAAAUUUAGUUUUUGCAUAAUAUAUGUGUAUGAACUGUGUGUAAUUAUUUUCUAUUAUAUAUAAAUACACAUACAUGCAUGUAUUUAAGAAACUUUCCAUGUUUAUAUAUAUAUUUAUUUAGAUUUGUAUAUAUUUUAUAUUAUAUAUAUAAAUCAAAAAUAUAUACAUAAAUAAACAUUUUCUUAAAUUAAUAUAUGUAUGUUUGUAUUUCUAUAUACAUAAUAAUUACACACAAAUAUAUUAAGCACAAACUUUUAUCUUUUGACAAACCAAAGUCAACAAAAAUGUAGAUUACAAUUUGACCGUAAAGCAAAAAUUCAAGCACAAAUGUUUGUAAACAGUGGAAAUCAUUGAAGAUCUUUUCAUGGUGUUUGCUGACAUCAAACACACAUCAAGAACACAGUGUGAUGCUUAACAAUGAGUGUUUGUGUUUGUGAGACUGUCACUGCUCUGAUCCAAUGAGAUGAUGCUAUACAGACCAAAACACAGAUGGACAAAACCUUAAGACAUCUUCAGUGAUUGUCAAGUUUUAUACUGGGACUGAUGUCUUUCUGCACAAAUUACAAACAAACAACUGUUUUCAAAUCAGCUGCUGUGAAACAUUCAUGUCCAUUUAAGUUUUCCAUUAAUUGAUAAAAUGUCUUUGUUCGUUCAUUUCUUUCAAUUCAAUGCUUUAUGUAUCAAUAAAAGAAUAUUACCUUAUAAGGUAAAAUAAA
This is a messenger RNA of Paramisgurnus dabryanus, 1690 nucleotides long. It is a transcript of the gene csrp1b, whose product is annotated as cysteine and glycine-rich protein 1b. Lineage: Eukaryota; Metazoa; Chordata; Actinopteri; Cypriniformes; Cobitidae. Gene Ontology annotation, biological process: sarcomere organization; muscle tissue development. Gene Ontology annotation, molecular function: structural constituent of muscle; actinin binding. Gene Ontology annotation, cellular component: cytoplasm; nucleus; Z disc. The record is from RefSeq and is a predicted model, not a curated record.